Caenorhabditis sp. 36 PRJEB53466 is the source of this 307-nucleotide messenger RNA. Lineage: Eukaryota; Metazoa; Nematoda; Chromadorea; Rhabditida; Rhabditidae. The record is from the annotation of a GenBank genome assembly.
AUGAACCGUGCUAUCCUUUCUUUGGCUAAAAACCAGCAAUUCAUCCGUCGCUCGCUCCACAAGGGUGUCGAUUCGACCCCGCCUCUUCGCUUCACCUCGAUCAGCGAGAAGGUAUUGAUCACAAUCAUUUCCGUAGAUUUUAAGACAAUCUCAGAUCGCCCUCUACGGAUUCAUCUGUGUGGCGUUCUUGGGGUACCCGACUUCUGUGCUCUUCAGACUUGACAGUCUCCGCCCAAGACCGGACAACGCUCUUGCUCCAGAGGUCCAGGAAGAGAUCGACGCUCGUGUCGCCGCCCGCAAACAGUAG